CAAUCAAAGACAAGGGAGAUGGGCGUGGCAGCAAGAGCAAGGGCAAGGGUAGCGAAGCCUCUGCAGUUGCGCAGCUGCCCGCCAAGGUUGACAAGCUCAUGGCAGCGAUUGAGAAGAACUCAGUCUGGGAGGUACGAGCGAAGGAGGGCCGCGCCAGUGGCCUGCGUCCGCCCCUUUCACGCACUCCGUGUGAGGAGCGUGGACCUGACGCCAUGGAGACGGAUGGUGAAGGACAGUCGGCUGAGCGUGAGCAAAGUUCCAGGACUUUCACGCAGAUGGCCGACAGGAUCGACAAGCUGCACAAGAGCUUGGCCUCGCUCGGUGACGAUCCAUCGCUGGCCGAGCUGCGGAAGACAAUGCAGCAGAACCUGAAUGAGGCGAAGAAUGCACGCAAGGCAAUGCUACCGCCGCAGACGGUGCAUAGGCGUGCGCAGCAGGCUUUGGAGAAGGCCAAGAACCAGCACCGCAAGAUGCAGGAGGAGCUGGAUGAGAAGCAGCGCCAGCUCGAGGCGAUGCACGCGCCUCUGGCAGCGAGGCGAGAGGCCCUCGAGGCUAAGCGGCUGGAGGUGGAGGCACUCAAUGAGGAGUGCACGCGAAGUGCCGAAGCGCUGGCACCGCCGCGGCCUGCGGCGUGCCCAGCUGAUGUCGGCGUCAAGCUCGAGUUUGAGGAGGACCAGCUCGAACCUUAG
Prorocentrum cordatum is the source of this 689-nucleotide messenger RNA. The record is from the annotation of a GenBank genome assembly. Lineage: Eukaryota; Dinophyceae; Prorocentrales; Prorocentraceae.